Messenger RNA from Propithecus coquereli (Coquerel's sifaka), 1987 nucleotides. RefSeq names its product aarF domain containing kinase 5 (gene ADCK5). Lineage: Eukaryota; Metazoa; Chordata; Mammalia; Primates; Indriidae. Bases 80 to 1822 code for a protein of 580 amino acids. The transcript is spliced from 15 exons. The record is from RefSeq and is a predicted model, not a curated record.
CGCUGGCCUCCCGCGGGGACUGCUGGGCUGAGAUACGAGGCGGCGCGGGGCCGGCGCGGAGCAGAGCGGCGUCGGGGAGAUGUGGCGACCGUUGCAGCUUUGCCACUUCCACUCUGCUCUGCUGCAGAGUGGGCAGAAGCCCUGGCCGCCCCCUGCAGUGCUCUUUAGGAGAAACUUCAGGGUCCUGCCUUCGAGGUCCUCGAGACCCGCGCCCCUAUGGAGGAAGGCGCUCUCUGCCACAGUGGUGGGAGUGCCCCUGCUCCUGGGAGUCCGCUAUUUCACAGCAGAGGCGCAAGAGAAGAGGAGGAUGCGGCUCAUGGUGGACAGCAUUGGGCGCUUUGGCAGGUCUCUGAGGAUCGGUCUGCAGAUCUCCCUAGACUACUGGUGGUGCACAAACAUCGUCCUACGAGGGGUGGAAGAGAACAGCCCGGGGUACCUGGAGGUGCUAUCUGCGUGUCACCAGCGGGCAGCCGAUGCCCUGGUGGCAGGCGCCAUCUGCAAUGGGGGCCUCUACGUGAAGCUUGGCCAAGGCCUGUGCUCCUUCAACCACCUGUUACCCCCGGAGUACAUCAGGACCCUGCACGUGCUGGAGGACAGAGCCCUCACACGUGGCUUCCGGGAGGUGGAUGAGUUGUUCCUUGAGGAUUUCCAGGCCCUGCCCCACGAGCUCUUCCAGAAGUUUGACUACCAGCCAAUGGCUGCCGCCAGCCUGGCCCAGGUGCACCGAGCUACACUGCACGAUGGCACUGCUGUGGCUGUGAAGGUGCAGUACAUCGACCUGCAGGACCGCUUCGAUGGAGACAUCCACACCCUGGAGCUCCUGCUGCAGCUCAUCGAGUUCAUGCACCCCAGCUUUGGCUUCAGCUGGGUCCUGCAGGACCUGAAGGGCACCCUGGCCCAGGAGCUGGAUUUCAAGAACGAGGGUCGCAAUGCUGAGCGCUGUGCACAGGAGCUGGGGCACUUCCGCUACCUUGUGGUUCCCCGUGUGCACUGGGACAAGUCAAGCAAGCGUGUGCUGACCGCCGACUUCUGUGACGGCUGCAAGGUCACCGACGUUGAGGCCAUCACGAGCCAGGGGCUGGCAGUGCAGGACGUGGCAGAGAAGCUGAUCCAGGCUUUUGCUGAGCAGAUAUUUUACACUGGCUUCAUCCACGCUGACCCCCACCCUGGCAAUGUUCUGGUUCGGAAAGGCCCAGAUGGGAAGGCGGAGCUGGUGCUGCUGGACCACGGGCUCUACCAGUUUCUAGACGAAAAGGACCGGUCAGCCCUGUGCCAGCUCUGGCGAGCCAUCAUCCUGAGGGACGACGCUGCGAUGAAGACACAUGCAGCUGCACUUGGGGUACAAGACUACUUGCUGUUCUCUGAGAUGCUCAUGCAGCGGCCUGUACGCCUGGGGCACCUGUGGGGCUCCCACCUGCUAAGCCGAGAGGAGGUGGCCUACAUGCAGGACAUGGCCCAGGAGCACUUUGAAGGCAUCAUGGCGGUGCUCAAGGCCCUGCCACGGUCCAUGCUGCUUGUACUGCGCAACAUCAACACCGUGCGCGCCAUCAACACGGCCCUGGGCAGCCCCGUUGACCGCUACUUCCUCAUGGCCAAGAGGGCGGUCAGGGGCUGGAGCCGCCUGGUGGGUGCAGCGUACCAGGGCAUCUAUGGCAUCAGCCUCCUGCGCCACAUCAAGGUCAUCUGGGAGAUGCUCAAAUUCGAAGUGGCUCUGAGGCUGGAAAUCCUGGCCAUGCGGCUCACCGCCCUCCUGGUUCGUGUUCUGGCCCACCUGGGCCUUGUGCCCCAGGCCGAGGAGCUCUACCAGUACCUGGAGACCUAGGGAGCCCUGAGGCCAGGAUGACCACUCGGACCUGCCCAGGGCCAGCAGGGCUCGCCCAGCCAUAGGCCUGACCGAGCUGGCCUGAGCUGGCAGUGCGGACACCCCAAGACCCAGGGGUGAUGGAGCAACUAUAGCCGGGACUGGGGGACACACUGUGGGGCUGUG